UAUAGAACUGCUUCUGGGAUUUACUAUGUGAAAAAUGAAUAAUCAGAAGUUUAGUACUAUGCAGAACAAAUGGGAGGAACAUCAGUUAUGUGAUGUAGGAGAGUUUCUGUGCCGUGAUCGCAUGACUUGUGUCUCCCAGCACUGGCUGUGUGAUGGAGAACCUGACUGCCCCGAUGAUUCAGAUGAGUCUGUAGACACAUGUCCCGAAGAAGCAGAUUUCAAAUGCCCUCUGAAUUACAUGACCUGCAUUGGUACAAACAAAUGCGUUCACUUGUCCCAGCUCUGCAAUGGUGUUUAUGACUGUUCUGAUGGGUACGACGAAGGAGUGCAUUGUCGGGAAUUGCUACCCAGAUGCCAACAGAUGAAUUGCCAGUACAAAUGUGCCAUUACCAGGAAUGGCACCAAGUGUUACUGUGGAGAUGGCUAUGAAACAAGCAGUGAUGGAAGAAGCUGCACAGGUGCAAUGAGCUGGUGGUGGGUUACCUGCUUUCAUCUUGGAGACAUACUGGGAGACCAACAGGAAGCUGAUUUGAAUGAGUGUAAUACAUAUGGAAGCUGCAGCCAGAUGUGUAUAAAUACAGAUGGGUCAUACACCUGUAGCUGUGUAGAGGGUUACGUUCUUCAGCCUGAUAACAAGUCUUGCAAGGCCAAAAAUGAGCCUGCUGAUAGACCUCCUCUUCUUCUGAUUGCAAACUCUGAAACAAUAGAGGUAUUACAUCUUAAUGGAAGCAAAGUGUCUGCCAGAACCCCUGUAAAAGGAUCUUCAAUUUUGACACUAGAUUAUAGCUACAGAGAGGACACUAUUUGUUGGAUUGAAUCAAGGGAUCUUGCAAGUCAGCUGAAAUGUACAAAGAUAACAAAAGCUGGGAAGUUAACAGACGAGUGGAUAAUAAAUGUUGUGCAGUAUCUUCACAAUGUGCAGCAAAUAGCAAUUGACUGGAUCACUGGAAAUUUUUACUUUCUGGAUCAUGUCAGUGAUAGGAUCUUCGUUUGCAACCAGAAUGGAACGGUGUGCAUUACGCUCAUUGAGCUGGACCUCAGUAACCCUAAGGCCAUAGCUGUUGAUCCAACCUCAGGAAAGCUUUUCUUUACGGACUACGGGAAUGUUGCCAAGGUUGAGAGAUGUGACAUGGAUGGAAUGAACAGAACAUGGAUAGUAGACUCUAAAAUUGAACAGCCAACUGCUCUUGCACUAGACCUCAUCAAUAAAUAUGUGUACUGGGUUGACAUCUAUCUGGAUAAUAUGGAAGUUGUUGACUAUGAAGGGAGAAAGAGGCAUACAGUGAUAAAAGGCAGACAUGUUAGGCAUCUCUGUGGUUUGGCAGUAUUUGAAAACUACAUAUAUGCAGUUAAUUCAGAUAACUUCAGUAUUUGGCAAAUAAACAGAUAUAAUGGCACUGAUGCUUGGUCCCUUACCAGACUUGAAAAUGCAAAGGACAUCCGUGUGUACCAGAAAAGAACUCAAACAUCGGUCAGAAGCCAUGCAUGUGAGGUGGACCCAUAUGGAAUGCCAGGGGGAUGUUCACACAUCUGUUUGCUCAGCAGCAACUACAAAACACGGACUUGUCGCUGCAGGACUGGCUUCAUCUUGGGAAGUGAUGGCAGGUCAUGCAAAAGACCAAAGAAUGAAUUGUUUCUUUUUUACGGGAAGGGACGCCCAGGAAUAAUACGGGGAAUGGAUCUGAAUACCAAAGUAUCUGAUGAAUACAUGAUCCCUAUAGAGAACUUAGUCAAUCCUCGUGCUCUGGACUUCCAUGCAGAAACCAAUUACAUUUACUUUGCUGAUACUACCAGUUUCCUAAUUGGACGGCAGAAAAUUGAUGGCACAGAGAGGGAAACAAUCCUCAAAGACGAUCUUGAUAAUGUAGAAGGCAUAGCGGUGGACUGGAUUGGAAAUAAUCUUUAUUGGACAAACGAUGGCCACAGGAAAACAAUCGCUGUAGCCAGACUGGAAAAAGCUGCUCAGAGUCGGAAAACAUUGCUAGAGGGAGACAUGUCUCACCCCAGAGGAAUUGUUGUUGAUCCUGUCAAUGGCUGGAUGUAUUGGACAGACUGGGAAGAAGAUGAAAUAGAUGACAGUGUGGGAAGAAUUGAGAAGGCAUGGAUGGAUGGCUACAGUCGGCAGAUUUUUGUAACAUCAAAGAUGCUUUGGCCGAAUGGUUUAACUCUGGACUAUCGUGCCAAUGUGUUAUACUGGUGUGAUGCCUAUUAUGAUCACAUUGAAAGGAUAUUUUUGAAUGGAACUGAAAGAAAGGUAAUCUACAGUGGAAAAGAUUUGAAUCAUCCUUUUGGAUUAUCACAUCAUGGAAAUCAUAUUUACUGGACAGAUUAUAUGAAUGGAUCUAUUUUCCAGCUGGAUCUGAUCACAAGGAAUGUGACACUGUUAAGAAGUGAGAGACCACCUUUGUUUGGGCUUCAGAUAUAUGACCCCCGUAAACAGCAAGGUGAUAAUGCAUGUCGCGUUAACAAUGGAGGCUGCAGUACUCUCUGUUUAGCCAUUCCUGGAGGCAGAGUUUGUGCCUGUGCUGAUAAUCAGUUUUUGGAGGAAAACAGCACAACCUGCAUGAUUAAACAUGGAGAAAUGCCACUACAGUUGUGCAAAGCUGAACAGUUCCAGUGUAACAAUAAGCGCUGUAUCCAUGAUCGCUGGCGCUGUGAUGGAGAUGAUGACUGUUUGGAUGGCAGUGAUGAGCAUGCUGACAUUUGCUUCAAUCAUAGUUGUCCUGAGAAUCAGUUUAAGUGCCAAAAUAAUCGCUGCAUUCCCAAGAGAUGGCUUUGUGAUGGAGCUAAUGACUGUGGUAAUAACGAAGAUGAAUCAAAUAAAACCUGUGCAGCAAGAACGUGUCAGAUCGACCAAUUUUCUUGUGGGAAUGGGCGCUGUAUUCCAACGUCGUGGCUGUGUGACAGGGAGGAUGACUGUGGAGAUCAAACUGAUGAAAUGACAUCCUGUGAAUUCCCAACGUGUGAGCCACUAACUCAAUUUGUUUGCAAAAAUGGAAGAUGUAUUAGCAGCAAAUGGCUCUGUGAUUCAGAUGAUGACUGUGGCGAUGGAAGUGAUGAACUAGGCUGCAUCCACUCGUGUUCUGCUGAUCAGUUCAGGUGUUACAAUGGCAGAUGUAUCCCAAGCCAUUGGGCAUGUGAUGGUGACAAUGACUGUGGAGAUUUCAGUGACGAAACCAGAACAAAUUGCACCAAGGAAGGAACUCCCACUCCUGGACGAUGUAAUGGGAAGGAAUUUCAGUGCAGCCCUGAUGGGAACUGUGUUCCUGAGCUGUGGCGCUGUGAUGGAGAAAAGGACUGUGAAGAUGGUAGUGAUGAAAAAGGCUGUAAUGGAACUAUACGACUCUGUGAUGAAAAGACAAAGUUCUCCUGUGUGAGUACAGGGAGAUGCAUUAGCAAAGCGUGGCUAUGUGAUGGCGAUAUUGAUUGUGAGGAUCAGUCUGAUGAGGAUAAUUGCGAGGGCUAUAUGUGUGGACCACCAAAAUACCCUUGUGCUAAUGAUACCUCCAUCUGCCUACAGCCUGAGAAGCUCUGCAAUGGGAGAAGAGAUUGUCCUGAUGGAUCUGAUGAAGGCGAUCUUUGUGAUCCAUUUGAAGCUUUCAUAAUUUUUUCUAUUCGACACGAGAUCAGAAAAAUUGAUCUUCACAAACGUGACUACAGCCUUUUAGUUCCUGGUUUAAGAAAUACAAUAGCACUUGAUUUUCAUUUCAGUCAGAGUUUACUGUACUGGACAGAUGUGGUGGAGGACAAAAUUUACAGAGGCAAGCUUUCUGAUACUGGAGAAAACAGAGCAUGA
This is a messenger RNA of Phasianus colchicus (ring-necked pheasant), 3796 nucleotides long. NCBI's taxonomy places the organism in Eukaryota, Metazoa, Chordata, Aves, Galliformes, Phasianidae. The record is from RefSeq and is a predicted model, not a curated record.